Molecule: messenger RNA, 1434 nt
Organism: Ordospora pajunii
Lineage: Eukaryota; Fungi; Microsporidia; Ordosporidae
Exons: 1
Coding region: 1-1434 (477 amino acids)
Biological process (GO): cell division
Molecular function (GO): protein binding
Source: RefSeq, a predicted model, not a curated record
AUGAGGAAGCAAACAACUGCGUUUCUUGCCGUUGCUGUGGUUUCUGGAUUGAUGUUUGUGUAUCAAGGGCUGAAGGCAAGGGAGCGAAGUAGAAGGAAAAGGGAAAUGCUGGAUGAGUAUGUGAACAAGGGCUUUGUGUGUAUGAGGGAUAAGAUGUAUGGGGAGGCAAUUGUUUGCUAUCUACGCUGUCUGGAGCUGCUGGAGAGGAAAGACAAUGCGGCGGUUAGUGUUUACAACAAUCUGGCAAUGUGCUUUGUAAGGAUUAAGGCAUAUAACGAAGCACUUGUGUAUGCAAACAAGUCGCUGGGUUUGAAUGUGCUGAACAACGAAAGGGCAUUGAGAUUGAAGUAUGAAUGCCACAAAGUGCUUGGGAUGAAGAGACAAGCAUUGUACGAUGUUUUUGUGUGUGGAUUGGUGACCAAAGAGGAAAGAUACAGGAAGCAAGCACAAGAAAUGCUAAGGAACGAAGCGGAUGUGGAGGUGAAGAGAAGAAUGGGUAGUUUUGAGGGUAGGGUGUCGAGGAUUGUGUAUGAAGGCUUGUUUAGCACGUUUCCUGAUCUUUUUGGAAGUGGAUCGCUUGUGAGUGAUGAGGUGAUUGAGCUGGUGCGAAAAGGGAGAUAUGAAGAUGCGAUUGCGAUGGCUGAGGACAGGAGUGAUCCAUUAUCGAAGUUUGUUGCAGCACUGGCGAAAUAUGCUGAGGGCAAGGAUGCAGCUGCGAUUUCACUGCUUGAGGAAGAGAAGAUGAUAUACUCGGUUGGAUUAAGAGAAUACCUAAAAGCAGUUCAUGGGCGUGUCCCGAUGGAUAUUGAUGACUUUGUGUCACAGAACAGCAGGAGUGUAGGAGUACUAUUCUAUGCAGCCAAGACAUAUCUACAUAUGAAGGAUAACGAAAGGUAUGAAAGGCUGAUUAGCCAGGCAAUGUGUGUUUGUGACUAUGACUUUUUGUAUGUAGACAGAAUAGUGUAUGAGGUUGGGAGAGGAAGGAACGAGGCAGCAGGUAGUGCUGUUGAAGAAGGAUUAAGGAGGCAUUGCUCGAGCAUUCUUAUCCUGACGAUUGGAUGCGAGUUCUACUUGAAGAAUGAGGAUUUUGAAAAGACGGCAGAUAUACUUACAGAGAUGGAGAGCAGCCAUGGGGCGGAUCCCAGAACGUUCCUGUUGAAGGGAGUUGUGCUGCAGGCACAGGGAAGAAUUGAUGAGGCAGAAAAGAGUUUUAGAACAGCAAUACAGCUGGAUGAGCGGUAUUUCAAGCCGUAUGUGUAUCUGGGAGGAGUUCUUCUGAGUAGGAACGACAAGAAUAGCAAAGCAGUAUAUGAGGCAGGGCUGAGAUAUGCAGUUAGAUAUGAAGAGAUGCUUGUUGUGCAGCAGGCUUUGAUUCUGAUUGAGGCACAGGAGAAUGUGAUGCAGAUGUAUCCUGAAGUAAAAGAGGUUACUUAA